ACCAAUUUCAAAAAUACCUACGAUUAGACUUCACAUUGCUCUCUCAUUUUUGAAGUUACUUGUUCUUUUAACUUUUCAACACCUUGGCUAACAAGUGUCAUCCGAAUUCCCUGCUUCCGGCCUGCCAGUUUCAUAUGCCGAGAUCCUCUUUUACUAUGAAUUUAAUGACUUAAAAAAACCUAAUGGAGACCAUUUCGUUUUGUGUAGAUAGGCUUAGGCUUUGAUAUUAAUUUUGUGCUAUAAACAAACCACAUCAAGUUAAAAGGGAAGAACAGCAGAAACAAGAACAAACCUUUUAAUGCUUUUAAACCCUACCCCACUUAGGAGGGAUGGAUCUCCGUCUAUGUACAUGGAGAGAAGACAAAAAUGAACAAGCGUGGAGCAUAUAUGGGUCAACUCAUUUAAUGAUAUAGCUUCAACCUCUCUCUCACUCUAUACAUACCCAUAUCACCUUCAAUCCUCUUUUCUUAUUUGAUUCGCCUCACUAGGACCGUAUUUUUUCUCUUACUUUAGUUUCAGAACGGUACAAAGAGCUGCAUGAAUGACUAAGUAGUCUCAAAGAGCUGCAUGAAUAAGCCGUACAAAGAAGAAAAAGCAACCCUCGUCUGCUUCUAUCCAGAGAAGAUGGGAUGGGGAUUUGUAUUAAUGAUGAGCUUGUUGAUGGGUACUGUUGUUGCAGGGUGGUUUUGGUAUAAAAACAAGGAGGAGAAAAAGAUGAAGAGUGGGAUACCGAAAGGGAGCUUGGGUUGGCCUUUCUUAGGUGAAACUCUUGACUUCAUUGCUUGUGGUUACACCUCUCGACCUGUCAGUUUCAUGGACAAACGCAAGCUCCUGCAUGGGAAUGUGUUCAAAACACACAUCUUGGGAACACCUAUUAUAGUUUCAACUGAUCCCGACGUGAACAAGGUGGUUUUGCAGAACCAUGGCAACACCUUUGUUCCUGCUUACCCCAAAUCCAUCCGAUUGUUGCUUGGCCCGUCUUCCAUACUUCAAAUGAAUGGUAACCUUCAGAAGAGAGUACAUGCACUCAUUGCAGGCUUCCUCAGGUCCCCGCAGCUUAAAACCCGUAUUACUACGAACAUUGAGAACUCUGUGAGACAAACUUUGGGUUCUUGGCAACACAUGCAGCCCGUACAUGUUCAACAAGAAACCAAAAAGAUUACGUUCCAAGUCUUGGUUAAAGUUUUAAUGAGUGUUGAUCCCGGUGAAGAUUUGGAGUUUAUGAAGAGAGAAUUUGAGGAAUUCAUCAAAGGUUUGAUUUGCUUGCCAAUCAAGUUUCCAGGAACAAGACUAUAUAAAUCUCUCAAGGCCAAAGAAAGGUUAGUAAAAAUGGUGGAAAAGAUUGUGAAGGAGAGAAAAAUGGGCAUGGCGAAAACAGGCGAAAACAGUGUGGUCAAUGAUGCAGUGGACGUCCUGUUACGUGACAUUAGUGAAGAAGGUGAUGAUGAUGAACAAGGAGAAACAAAAGAGAAGCAAUCUUUGCCGUUGGAUUACAUCAGUGGGAACAUAAUAGAGAUGAUGAUCCCAGGAGAAGAGACGGUUCCCAUGGCAAUGACCCUCGCUGUCAAAUUCCUCGGUGACAGCCCUGUUGCUCUCCACCGGUUGAUGGAAGAGAAUAUGGAACUGAAAAAGCAAAAGAUGAAUUGUGGUGAAGAUUAUAGUUGGUCUGACUACUUGUCUUUGCCAUUCACUCAAAAUGUAAUAAGUGAAACUCUUAGACUGGCAAAUAUCAUCAAUGGAGUUUGGAGGAAAGCAGUAAAGGACAUUGAUAUCAAAGGCUAUCUGAUACCACAGGGAUGGUGUGUUCUAGCUUCUUUCAUUUCUGUUCAUAUGGAUGAAGAAAAUUAUGAACACCCUUAUCGUUUCCAUCCAUGGAGAUGGGAGAGACUUGGAACUGCUGUUAACAACAAUAGCUUUACACCAUUUGGAGGUGGGCAGAGGCUUUGCCCUGGUAUAGAACUAUCAAGGCUUGAAAUUUCAAUCUUCCUUCACCAUCUCAUCACCAGUUACAGAUGGGUUGCUGAAGAGGAUCACAUUAUCUACUUUCCAACAGUUAGGAUCAAGAGGAAGCUGCCAAUCAGAGUCACCCGCUUAUGAAACUACCAUUAGUUUGGCCCAUCAAGGACAGUCUGUAGUACAAUAAUAUCUAAAGCAAAAUAUUUUCCUUCCUUAAUUGGAUAAUACAUAACAAGACAGAAACUUUGGAAGGAUUAUUGCCCACUCAAAAGGGAGCCACUGGGGAAUGGCCAUUUGUACAGAUACAUUGAUCUUUUAAAAGAUAUGAUAGGACUGUGCAUUAUGGUGUUAGUUCUCAUGUCACCAUCCUUUUUUUCUUUCAUAGCAUUGGAGAGGUCCCAACUGGGGCCCCUUUUUCUUUGUUCCUUCUAUAUUGAAUGCAUUGUCCAAAUCCUUGUUCCAUUGCCUCCUCCAAUAAUUUUGGCCCUGCUAUAGAUCAAUCAUCUUCCAUGGCUAAAAUUAUCUAACAGAGGAUAUUGUCUUCUAGAUUACAUCAGUGAAAGGGCAAAAGAUGAAGCAGAUUGCAAUUGCAACCAUGAAAAUGAGUUGUAAACAUCUGUUCUUCUUUGUUUGGUCGAAACUGGAAACAGGGGUUCACUGAUUGAUCAACAAUGGAGCUGACUGAUCCCGAAUGGAGUAUGGUUGAUGUCUCGUAUAAGAAAAACUACUGAUAUUGACAACACCAUAUCUCGUUUUACACUUGGAGAACUUGAAUCUGAUUGAUAUAAUUGUAAUUAUUGAUUCUAUUUAGUCGGAAAGAAUAUAGUGGCUCAGGUAUCUUUAGUCACUUUAGGCCAUAAAACAAAAAAGGUGAGAAAUGGAAUCUCAAGAAACCUGAAACAUGAUAAAUGAAGUAUUACCAUAAAUGAAACUGUAUCCCUCUUCCAUAACCUUUUCUUAGGUCAAUUGGCAAUAAUCGGAAAUCACAAGCUUCAUUAUAAAAUAAAAUUUAAUCUCAAAUUAUUUCAGAUCUUGAUUCACUGUGCUAAAAAUAAGUCCUCAACCAAGGCCAAAUGGAACUUUUGAACACCUUUCUGUUUCCUAGUCCUAAACACAAAGAUACAAAUUUCCAGUCUAUAAAUGAAAAAGUGCAGAACUAGAGAAACCAACAUCAGAUGUCUAAAUGCCAUUAAAUUGUAGACCGGCUGGCGUAACCAAACAUUAGGACGGAAACAUAAUUAAGUUCUUAUAAACCGUCUCAAAAUCAGCAUAACAUCGGAAGACAAAGCAUAUAAGCAAGUGAAAUUUCAAGCCAUGGCCUUUUUCUUCUCUUCCUCAAGCCCCUGCAGUUCCACCAGCCUUUCGGCCCAUGCUCUAUCCCUAGCCACUGCAGCCAUCUUACGCUCUACUUGCUUAAUCUUCUUCUUCCUAUUAGCU
This is a messenger RNA of Gossypium arboreum, 3393 nucleotides long. RefSeq names its product 3-epi-6-deoxocathasterone 23-monooxygenase CYP90C1-like. The record is from RefSeq and is a predicted model, not a curated record. NCBI's taxonomy places the organism in Eukaryota, Viridiplantae, Streptophyta, Magnoliopsida, Malvales, Malvaceae. The transcript is spliced from 9 exons. Gene Ontology annotation, molecular function: oxidoreductase activity, acting on paired donors, with incorporation or reduction of molecular oxygen, NAD(P)H as one donor, and incorporation of one atom of oxygen; iron ion binding; heme binding. Bases 568 to 2097 code for a protein of 509 amino acids. Gene Ontology annotation, biological process: multicellular organism development; brassinosteroid homeostasis; sterol metabolic process.